Molecule: messenger RNA, 813 nt
Organism: Alternaria alternata
Lineage: Eukaryota; Fungi; Ascomycota; Dothideomycetes; Pleosporales; Pleosporaceae
Exons: 2
Coding region: 1-813 (270 amino acids)
Source: RefSeq, a predicted model, not a curated record
AUGAAGCCCAAGAAGUUUCUCUUAGAUCGCUUACCUGGCAUACGCUGGGCGCCUCACGAUAUACCAUCAACCGAGUCGUCAUCAUCCAAGCCCAAGUCGCGGAAUCCCUUUGCGCUGAAACCUUCCGCACCGCAACACGGCGCGGUGCGUCUGCGCAAAUCAACCCUCAGUUUGACGUCUGAACCCGAUGUCGAGGUUGAUGCGCGGACGCACGCCCAAGGUCAGAGCAUCUUCUUCGCGCGUUUGCCGAUUGAGUUGAGGCGGAUGGUGUAUGAGUACGUCAUGGGCGCAGAGAUCGUGCAUCUGACGUUGAGUACAAAGAAAAAGAGGUUUGGGCAUUUUCUCUGCAAUAGCGAUGGAGACAGUAGGGAGUACAUGUGUCGCGUGCUUGUAUUUGGCAAGAAAGGCGCGAGGCUAUAUAGUGGUGGUCCACGUCUCGAUUCGAUUCGCACGCUACAUCUGCGCUGGGCCAUUCGCGCGCUCCCAUAUCUGCGUCGCGGCCCUUCCAAUCGCCUCGCAUACCGCGAAGACACGGCCAACUGGGAGAAGAGUUGGGGAAUAAUAGCGAGCAUGCAAGGGUUGAGGCAUCUUCAAGUCAUGUUGAUUGAUCCCAGCCCGCAGCAACUUUGGGAGGCUAAUUGGGUAGAAUUGGAAGACAUUUUGCUAGACAGUGUGAGGGCGGUGAAGAGGCCACGCGACGCUGUAGUCAUUCUGCCGUAUCCAAGUUGCAGGACGGACUGGGAUAUGGGGGACAGCACAGUGAGACUGAGAGUACUAGACAAUGGCCUUGGUACUGGAGGUGACGAAGACUGA